GUCCUAGAUUGUAGACAUUAAUUCUCUUUUAAUUAUAAUUUUAGACUAUAUAAUGAAAUAUGUUUUUCUCACGUUGAUCUUUACAAUUCUGUGUGCCAAGGUGUCUGGAGUGGAAGAUGAAGAGGGUAUAGUAGAGGAGGAUAUUUCCAACUACACAAAAUCUGGAGAUAUUUAUUUUAAAACAAUAUGGAAACCAAGGGACUGUAUAGGCCCAGUAGUAGAAGAGGACUCAGUAACCAUGAACCUAGAGUAUAGAGGGGAAACAGAAGGAGUCAAGGAUAUUGAAAAAGCAAUUACAGUCAGGAUGGGAAGGGGACAGACGAUUACGCUCAAUGGAAAUGGAAUGCUAGGAAUGUGUCUUGGAGAGAGACGCAGUUUGAUAAUUCCUAAACACAAAAUAAGAUCUGAGUUUAAAGUCCUUUUGCCCGAUAUAUCUGAGAUAAGUACCUACCUGGAGGCAGAGUUAGUAAAUUUGAAUGGAUUACGAUGGGAAAAGUUUCAAUCAGGAUUAGUUCUCGGAGUUCUAGAGGAGGCUGAUGACGAGAGUUGUGAGCGAGUGGUGAUAGAUGGUGACGUCUUGGCUGUCGAGUACGAGGGUUCUCUGGAGAACGGAACAGUGUUUGAUUCCAGCGCUGCUCGAAAUGCUCCUUUUGGACCCUUCACACAGGGACACCAUCAGAUCAUUGCAGGAUACGAGGAGGCUCUGGCAGGAAGAUGUUUAGGAGACAGGUUUAAGAUGAUCGUUCCUCCUCAUCUAGCAUAUGGAGAAUCAGGAAUUGAUGGAACUAUCCCUCCCUCUGCCACACUUUACUUUGAUGUCAGGCUUGUCAAACUAAACGAUAAAACAUGGGACCCAGAGAUGAGAGGAAAGAAUAUCUAUCGGUGGGAGACUGAACAUGCAGUUGAGGAUUGCCAGAUGAUCGCUAGAGUUGAUGAUGAGCUUUAUAUUCAUUAUCUAGCACUAAGGGAGGAUGGAUCCAAGUUUGGUUCUGUUGUAGACGGAGUAGAACCCUAUGGACCGUUCGGAUUGUACGGGCAAGGAUUGUCCAAUGUUCCUGGGUUGAAUAGUCCAGUAGAUGGAAUGUGUCUAGGAGAGUCAAGAAAAGUGUUUCUAACUCCCAGGUUGGGUUGGGAAGGACAGUUUGAAACUAUGGAAGUAACUGUUGUUCUUGUCAGAAUUAACAACACUAGUGAGUUGAAUCCUUCUCUUCCGGUGGGACCACCAAAACAAGAGCUCUAGAACCAGACGGAAAUUCUCACAAAUCAUACUUUAAAUCGUCUUCCUUUUUGAAAAAUCAAAUAUAUAAUUGAUUUUUUACAUUGUUAACCUAAGGUGUAAUCUCACAGAUAAAAUAUUUUUUCUAAAGUUAUGUACUUAAGCAAUAAAUUGUGAUGUUGUUAUAUAAAUUUAAAAAUGUC
This is a messenger RNA of Eurytemora carolleeae, 1419 nucleotides long. Its product is annotated as peptidyl-prolyl cis-trans isomerase FKBP10. Gene Ontology annotation, molecular function: peptidyl-prolyl cis-trans isomerase activity. Bases 53 to 1240 code for a protein of 395 amino acids. NCBI's taxonomy places the organism in Eukaryota, Metazoa, Arthropoda, Copepoda, Calanoida, Temoridae. The transcript has 17 exons. The record is from RefSeq and is a predicted model, not a curated record.